Molecule: messenger RNA, 5183 nt
Organism: Mirounga angustirostris (Northern elephant seal)
Lineage: Eukaryota; Metazoa; Chordata; Mammalia; Carnivora; Phocidae
Product: protocadherin beta-6-like
Exons: 1
Coding region: 748-3183 (811 amino acids)
Biological process (GO): homophilic cell-cell adhesion
Cellular component (GO): plasma membrane
Molecular function (GO): calcium ion binding
Source: RefSeq, a predicted model, not a curated record
ACUGUGCAGGUGUAACCACAAAAUAAGUUAAGUCUUGUUGUUCAUGCCAUUUUAUGAGCCAUAUAACUUAGAGAAAUAAUUGUUUAUUUUAUAAUUGGUGUUGCUAACCAACUUUUACAUUUUGUAUAGUUUAUUGACUUGUUUGUUGGGACGAUUAAAUAGUGUACUUUUGGAUUCACAAAUCACACUACUCAUCAGAGAUAAAUUUCACUGCCAAAGAAUAAAAAUUGGUUUUACAGGUUUACAUUACCUGAGGGUGUGAUUCCUAAACAUUAGUAUGCACGAGAAUCACUUAAAGAGAGAGAUUGAAGUGCAGAUUUUCAGCCCUUAGCACCACCAGAGAAUUUCAUUCAAGGUCUGGAGGGAAACCCAGGAGUCAACCUGGAAAAAAACAACUCAGACUCCCAAGUAAUUAUUUAUGCAUAUGGUUCACACACUACAAUCUGAAAAACACUAACUCCACCUGAAAGUCUUUAUAAGGCUCAGAUUUUGGAAAUGGUAUUGCCUGUAUGCACCUCCUGAAGUUAUUAAUUUGAACGCGUGGUGGCAGUGCAGGCUAAGAGAGUGAAUAAGAGCUCUGCAGAUUCGGUGGACUCCAUUUUAUUCAGAAGCCCCCCCAAAUACAGAACACACUUACAGCUGGAGCUAAGAUAGUAGUAUUCAGGAAGGCACUCGUCACCAGACAAGUUAUAAGACGAAUUCGAAAUUCAACAGUAAAGACAUUUCGGAGGGUCGGUGGUGGACGUGAUGAUGGGGACUGGAAAAAGAUUUUUUCCUCUGGGAUCAGACAUAAUGGAGAUGGCGAGAACAAAAGUACAUCGCAAGAAAAGGCAAGUGGCAAUUCUCAUUAUAUGGGUGCUUUUGUGGGAAGCCGGUUCAGAAUCGAUUCAAUAUUCUGUACUGGAGGAGUCAGAAACUGGCACGUUUGUGGCCAAUUUGACAAAGGACCUGGGACUCAGGAGAGGAGAACUGGCUGCGCGUGGUGCCCAGGUUGUUUUCAAGGGGAACAGACAGUAUUUGCAGCUUGACCCAAAGACCUAUGAUUUACUGCUAAAUGAGAAACUGGACCGGGAAGAGCUGUGCGGCUCCACUGAGCCAUGCGUGCUACCUUUUCAAGUGUUACUGGAAAAUCCCUUGCAGUUUUUUCAGGCUGCUUUACGAGUCAGAGAUAUAAAUGACCACGCCCCAGAGUUCCCAGCCAGAGAAAUGCUACUAAAAAUAUCAGAAAUUACUACACCAGGAAAGCUAUUUCCUUUGAAAAUGGCACAGGAUUUAGACGCUGGUAACAACAGUCUUCAGAGCUAUAUAAUCAGCUCCAAUCCUCAUUUUCACGUUCUCACUCGCAAUCGCAGCGAUGGCAGGAAGUUCCCGGAGCUGGUGCUGGACAAAGCCUUGGACCGCGAGGAGCAGCGCGAACUAAGGCUUACCCUCACAGCGCUGGAUGGUGGGUCUCCGCCCAGGUCUGGGAGCACGGAGAUUCAGAUCCUGGUCUUGGACAUCAAUGACAAUGCUCCCGAAUUUGCUCAGGAACUCUAUGAGGCACAAAUCCCUGAAAACAAUUCCCUAGGCUCCCUGAUUAUCACCGUCUCAGCGACAGAUUUAGAUGCAGGAUCCUUUGGGGAGGUAUCUUAUGCCCUAUUUCAGGGAGAUGACGUUAAUCAACCCUUCGAAAUAAACGCAAUUACAGGAGAAAUUCGACUGAGAAAGACUUUGGAUUUUGAGGAAUUUCAAUCAUACCACGUGGAUAUUGAGGCUACAGAUGGCGGGGGACUAUCAGGAAAAUGCUCUUUAGUCAUCAAGGUUCUGGACGUAAAUGACAACGCUCCUCAACUGACCAUGUCCUCCCUCGUCAGUCCCAUCCCCGAAAACCUGCCAGAGGUCAUAGUAGCAGUUUUCAGUGUGUCAGAUGCAGAUUCUGGACAAAAUCAACAGGUUAUUUGUUCUAUAGAUGACAAUCUCCCCUUUCUUCUAAGACCAUCAGUCGAGAAUUUCUACACCUUGGUAACUGAAGGAGCGCUGGACAGAGAGAGCCAGGCCGAGUACAACAUCACCAUCACCGUCACUGACCUGGGCACCCCCAGGCUGCAAACCCAGCACCACAUGACGGUGACGGUGUCCGACGUGAACGACAACGCGCCGGCCUUCAGCCACACCGCCUACACCCUGCGGGUGCGCGAGAACAACAGCCCCGGCCUGCACAUCGGCCGCGUGAGCGCCGCGGACAGAGACGCGGGCGCCAACGCGCAGGUCACCUACUCGCUGCUGCCGCCGCACGACCCGCGGCUGCCCCUGGCCUCGCUGGUGUCCCUCAACGCGGCCACCGGGCAGCUGUUCGCGCUCAGCUCCCUGGACUUCGAGGCGCUGCGCGCGUUCGAGUUCCGCGUGGGCGCGGCCGACCGCGGCUCGCCGGCGCUCAGCAGCCAGGCGCUGGUGCGCGUGCUGGUGGGGGACGCCAACGACAACGCGCCCUUCGUGCUGUACCCGCCGCAGAACGGCUCGGCGCGCUGCCCCGAGCUGGUGCCCAGGGCGGCCGAGGCGGGCUACCUGGUGACCAAGGUGGUGGCGGUGGACGGCGACUCGGGCCAGAACGCCUGGCUGGCGUACCAGCUGCUCAGGGCCACGGAGCCCGGGCUGUUCGGCGUGUGGGCGCACAACGGCGAGGUGCGCACGGCCAGGCCGCUGAGCGCGCGCGACGCCGUCCGGCACAGGCUGCUGGUGCUGGUCAAGGACAACGGCGAGCCGCCGCUGUCGGCCAGCGUCACGCUGCACGUGCUGCUGGUGGACGGCUUCUCGCAGCCCUACCUGCCGCUCCCGGCCGCGGCGGCGGCCGAGGCCCGGGCCGACCCGCUCACCGUCCACCUGGUGGUGGCCUUGGCGUCGGUGUCGUCGCUCUUGCUGGUGGCGGUGCUGGGGUUCGUGGCGGUGCGGCUGGGCAGGAGGAGCCGGGCCGCGGCGGGGGGCGGCUGCUCGCUGCCCGAGGGCCCCUUCGCGGGCCACCUGCUGGACGUCAGCGGCGCGGGGACCCUGUCGCACAGCUACCAGUACCAGGUGUGUCUGACGGAAGGCCCCGGGUCAAAUGAGUUCAAGUUCUUGAAGCCUAUUAUCCCCAAUUUCGUGGGUGAAGGGACUGGUAGGGGCACCGAGGAAAACUCUCACUUUAGAAAUCAUUUUGGGUUCAAUUAGGCAUAUCACCUUAAGAGGAGAUAAAUGAUAAUUAUAACCAAUGUAUUAUUAGUUCGCAACCCGUCCAUUCACAUAAAGAGCUACAUAUUCAUACAUUAAUAAUUAUUGUCAUAUUUAUAGUUAUUUCAGCUUGUUGAAGUAUUUUACAUUCUGAAUCUCUGGGUGUUUGUUGUUUUUGCUGUUGUUGUUUUUAGCCAGGUCACAUUUUGCAUGUUCAUACAAUAGUGGAAAAAUAUUGUUUCUCAGUUUUGGGGAGUCAGAUUAUUGGAGGUCAUAAAUGUUUUCAGAUUCCUGAUGUUUGAGCUUGUUCACUGAUACCUACUUAUGACUAAGAGAAUUGUGUUUUCUGAUUAUCAGCAUAGUAUCUUGUAAAUGAUGGCUUUCAAUUUUAAAAAUACUUUUCAUUCAUACAAAAUUUUUUGUUACCUUGGAAAUGGUUGGGUUUCUGUAGUGUUGUUUUAAAAACACUAUUUGUUUCCUCAAAGGAACUAGUAUUUUAUCUGGAUGUUUUCUAAGUUGAGUAUUUUCUUUCAAAAUUGAUAUUGAACAAGACUAUCUGAUACUAUUUUAAAUAAUUCAAUUUCUGUUAAAUAGAAAAAAUGUUAGUAGACUGAUGAUUACUUUUUCAUAAUAAAUGGUUUGGGUAUGUAAAUAAUGAUUCUCAUUCUUUUAAAAUAAUAUAUAGUCACAUGAUUCAAACAUUCAAUAUGAACAAAAAAUAAAGGAAUUUUUUUUCAUUUUCAAAUUUUUAUUUAAAUUCUAGUUAGUUAACAUGCAGUAUAAUAUUGGUUUCAGGAGUAGAAUUUAGUGAUUCAUCACUUACAUAUAACACCCAGUGCUCAUCAUAACAAAUGCCCUCCUUUAUGCCCAUCACCCAUUUAGAACUCCCCCCCACCUCCCUCCAUCAAUCCUCAGUUUUUCCUCUAUCAUAAAGAGUCUCUUAUGGUUUGUUUCCCUCUCUCUUUUUUCCCCCUUCUUAUAUGUUCAUCUGUUUUGUUUCUUAAAUUCCACAUAUGAGGGGUGCCUGGGUGCCUCAGUUGUUAAACAUUGCCUUUGGCUCAGGUCAUAAUCCCAGGGUCCUGGGGUCGAGCCCCACGUCGGGCUCCCUGCUCAACCGGGAGCCUGCUUCUCCCUCUCCUGCUCCCCCUGCUUGUAUUCCUUCUCUCACUGUGUCUCUCUCUGUCAAAUAAAUAAAUAAAAUCUUUUUAAAAAUCCACAUAUGAGUGAAAUCAUAUGGUAUUUGUCUUUCUGACUUAUUUCACUUAGCGUUAUACAUUCUAGCUCCAUCCACAUCGUUGCAAAUGGCAAGAGUUCAUUCUUUUUGAUGGCUGAGUAAUAUUCCAUUAUAAAUAAAUACAUUUUCGGGCGCCUGGGUGGCUCAGUUGGUUAAGCGACUGCCUUCGGCUCAGGUCAUGAUCCUGGAGUCCCAGGAUCGAGUCCCGCAUCGGGCUCCUUGCUCAGCAGGGAGUCUGCUUCUCCCUCUGACCCUCCCCCCUCUCAUGCUCUCUCUCUCUAUCUCAUUCUCUCUCAAAUAAAUAAAUAAAAUCUUAAAAAAAUAAAAUAAAAUAAAAUAAAUACAUUUUCUUUAUCCACUCAUCAGUUGAUGGACAUUUGGGCUCGUUCCAUAGUUUGCCUAUUGUUGGUAAUGAUGCUACAAACAUUGGGGUGCAUGUACCUCUUCAAAACUAUAUUUUUGUGGGGUGCCUGUGUGGCUCAGUCGUUAAGUGUCUGCCUUCAGCUUGGGUCAUGAUCCCAGGAUCCUGGGAUCAAGCCCCGCAUCGGGCUCCCUGCUCUGUGGGGAGCCUGCUUCUCCCUCUCCCACUCCCACUCCCCCCUGCUUGUGUUCCCUCUCUCGCUGUCUCUACGUCAAAUAAAUAAAUAAAAUCUUAAAAAUCUUUUAAAAAAGAGAGCUCUAUUAUGCUUAGGAAAAUGCAUAUUGCAGUAAAUAUAGAUGAAUUAGAAUUGAAUAAAUUAAUGAUUUUCAACAUUUUAUCUUAUCA